AUGUUUCUACCCCAACACAACAUUCGGAUUCGCCAAGCAGAGCAGGAGCCUCAGCUGCCGCAGGAUGACAUUGUGACUGAAGCGCGUGUGGUGGUGGCGGUAGUGACAUCGAUGACCGUGGUGGUCUGUUCAGCGAGGCUGUUCGUACGCCAUUUCGUGGUGAAUAAAUUCGGUCUUGACGACGUGAUGAUUCUGACCUGUGGCUUCGCCACUCUCACCAUAAGCAUCACCUUUUACGGCGGCGGCGAACACCUUUGGAACGUUCCCGCCGAGAACCUUACUACGAUCCUUAAAGUCACCCUCGUCCUCUCGCGUCUCGAUAACUUGCUCAUAUUCCUGAUGCGCACUUUCCCCGACACGUAUAUCCAGCUGACGUGCAAGGGACUGAUGGUAUUCCUCGCGCUGUUCGCCGUCAUCUCCGAGAUCCCGGUGAUAUUCUACUGUCAGCCCGUGCGCGCGUUUUGGGAUACGGCCCAGGAGGGCGCGAAGUGCUGGAGCAGAGACGUCCUGUUUGGGGUGCUCCUCUCUCAGGGAGUGAUAAUGUUCGUGACCGACGUCAUAAUUCUGCUGCUGCCGAUCCGCCCGCUGUGGAGGUUGAGACUGCCACUACGCGAGCGCAUACCGCUGGUGGGACUGUUCGCGCUCGGCGGCUUUGCGUGCGCCGCUUCUAUCGUCCGCUUCGGAACGCUGACUUACACUAUCGACGAGGUUGACUUCACGCACUCGCUCGUCUACUGCGCGAUCUGGAUGAACCUCGAAUUCGGGUUUGGGCUGAUGGCAGGGUCUCUACCGUCGCUGAGGGUUUUGCCGGGGAUAAGAGUGUUUCUCGGGUAUCUCUGGCGAAAUCCGGGGAGCAAUGGCGAGACCGG
This is a messenger RNA of Tricharina praecox, 869 nucleotides long. RefSeq lists its product as uncharacterized. Lineage: Eukaryota; Fungi; Ascomycota; Pezizomycetes; Pezizales; Pyronemataceae. The annotation marks the transcript as partial. The transcript is spliced from 5 exons. The record is from RefSeq and is a predicted model, not a curated record.